AUGUCAAAAACCGCAGAAGAUCCGCUCCGUAAAUUUGAGGCUCAGUUCCAGAGUUUUGUGGAAAACAACCCUAAUGUGGCUUCUGCAGCUCACGGCGCAUCGCAAAUCCCGGAAUCUGCUAAAGCGGUGGUGGUUUUGUCGCCAUUAUCUUUGCAACAUCAAUUUCCCAGACAUUGGGUAUCGAAACAAUACCGUAAAACCAUCGUGGAGCGGCCAGAACGACUGCUGGCAUGCUCUAUGGGUGUAGCGGCCGCUAUCACCAUGUAUCCAGCUCUUUUCACACUAAAAUCGUCGCACACUCGGCAAACUUCGUUACUGGCAGAUCAUGUCCUCAAAGUUCACGGCAAAGAUUGGCCUGAAGAACUGCUGCGAUUGUGUCAAAACUCUCAAAAGGCUUUGGAUCGGGGUGAAGUGGAGGUUCCAGAGUCCUGGAAUGUGGGUGAUAUCUAUUUAUCGCGUCAAACCAUCGCGGCAUUACAGGGUUCAAUUGGAGCACUCGAAGUUGGCGUAGACUCCAUUUUCAAAGGACGCUCGGUCGAGGAAACCAGCAACCGUGCAUUCGUGGCCCUACGACCCCCGGGGCACCACUCUCAUGCGACCACACCAUCAGGCUUUUGUUUAUUGAAUAAUGCUCAUAUCGCUAUCGAGUAUGCAGCAGAUACCUACGGCGUCACGCAUGCCGUUGUGUUGGAUUUCGAUCUACACCAUGGUGAUGGAACACAGGACAUCUGUUGGAAAAGAGCAGGAUUCAAGCCUGAUGAAUAUGCUGAGGCUGGUGAUGAUGAAUACAAUGAAUUCGGCAAGAAAUUUGCAGAAUACCCCAAAGUCGGGUACUUCUCGCUGCAUGACAUUAAUUCCUUCCCCUCAGAGCUUGGAUACGCGACUAAGGAAAACAUCAGGAACGCUUCCACCUGCAUCAUGGAUGCACACGACUUGAACAUCUGGAAUGUUCAUUUACAGCGUUAUGAUUCUGAUGAGGCCUUUACCAAACUAUACCAAACCAAAUACAGAACAAUUUUCGCCAAGGCUGACGAGUAUUUCAGAACAGCAAAGCACACCAUGAAAGCUUUGGGGAAACCCUUCAAAGGCUUGGUGGUUGUAAGUGCCGGAUUUGAUGCUUCGGAGUUUGAGCAGGCUUCCAUGCAAAGACAUGGUGUGAACGUGCCGACAUUUUUCUACAAUAUGUUUACUAAAGAUGCGCUGAAACUUGCUCAAAUGCAUACCCACGGUAAAGUUCUGUCUGUAAUGGAAGGAGGGUACUCGGAUGGUGCCAUUGCCUCUGGAGUGUUUUCGCAUUUGAUUGGACUCCAAAACCAAAAUUGGAUUAAUGAAUGGGGCUCUUCGCAGGUGAUUAAGGAGAUCGUACGUGGGUGCAAACCGGCAUGGAAACCUUACAAGAGCAAACGUGCACGCGAUGUGAUACGGAUCUGGGCGGAAGAAGUGAUCAAACUGGGUCGCGCGAUGAUCCCCGAGUUUGAAGAAAUUUUGUUCCAGACCGAGGCGGCUGAAACCAAUGUGGAUACUGGGAAACGAGUGACCAGAUCAAGAAAGGCUACGACUCCUGUGGUGCAUCCUGCUACCGUGAUAGACACUCCUGUCUCUCUUCCUCGCAGUGAAACUCCAACGCCAGACGAUAAACGGUAUGUCAGCAAAGGGCAAGUCUCUAGUGUCCCGGAAGCGAUACGUGCUAAGGAUGUGCCGUUUGUGGAGCAGGAACUAGGCAGCGGGGACGAUGACGACGAAGACGAUGACUACGAAUACGACGAGGAACUCAACAAGACGUUCAACCGCACCGUGGAGGACAUUACCAUCGACGAUAUCUCGCGACACUUGGAGAGUCUUGACAUUGAGCCACCGGCACCACCGCCGUCAAGCAGUUCGCGUCCGCAAACAAGAUCUGCCGCGCGCAGUAAUGGAGUAACGGCUUCUGGAGGCUCCUCCGGUGGCUCUUCCUCUGGCUCUUCAAGUUCAACUGGGUCUGCCAGUGACGCUCGCAGGCCACUGUCGUCAUCUAGUACGAACGCUUACAAGAUCCCGUCUGGAUCAACCACACGACAUCUGCGCAACAGUCGUACUUCACGUUUGAUGAAUUUCGACGACAGCGACAUAUCGAUGGUCUCGCAUAUUUCCACAGCCAAGGGACACACUACUCGUAGCGGUAACACCAAAUGGUAG
Lachancea lanzarotensis is the source of this 2175-nucleotide messenger RNA. RefSeq names its product LALA0S10e02410g1_1 (gene HOS3). The record is from RefSeq and is a predicted model, not a curated record. The coding region runs from base 1 to 2175 and encodes 724 amino acids. Lineage: Eukaryota; Fungi; Ascomycota; Saccharomycetes; Saccharomycetales; Saccharomycetaceae. Gene Ontology annotation, cellular component: nucleus. The transcript has a single exon. Gene Ontology annotation, molecular function: histone deacetylase activity.